AUGUAUAUUGAUGCAGAAGAAAACUUAAAGAGACUCGAGAGUAGUCUUGAUGGGUUAGAGCAGAAAAUGAGUUCAUUUACUCUCUCAUUUGAAACGGAAUUUACGAGAGAGCUUACUGCGAGUAGGGACAAGAUUGGAGGAGAAUCAACAUUGAAACAUAAUGUAGGGCAACGUCUGGAUGUGGACUAUUCAAUGCAACUUCAAUUAUGCGAAGAGCUCAAAAAAGUGAAGAAUUUGGUUGAUAGGUUAAUGUUCCUUAAUACAUUGGACAAAGAGGAUGGCGAAGAAAAGGAAAAUAUUGAUUUCUCUGAAAUAAUAAACAAUUAUGUCAAACUAAAGGUAUCUAUUAAUGAACUGAUCGAAAAUCUACAAUUGAAAGGAAAGUAUAUAAGAAUAAUUGAUGAUAUUGAGAAACAGCUCAAUACUUAUCAACAGACAAUUGAAAAGUUGAUCCAGCGGAAUUUAGAAAAUUAUCUUCAUUUUCAAAGCAAUUCUUCUGUUACCUAUACGGAUAAGGUUGGUAAUAUGAAAUUCAGUGAAUAUCUACAAGGAUGCCAUCGGUAUACAUUAAGUGACGAUCCAGAUGAAACAAGAUUAUUCAACUUCAGGAAAAUAUUUAACGGUUGGACAGAAGAGGUCCUAAACAAAAUUGAAAAUGGCUUCUCUGCUGGAGUAAUUGAAAAUGCAAAUAUGAGAAAAAUAAAUAUAAAUGUGGAGAUAGGUUCGAAGAUUGGAACCUUUAGUGACUACAUUAAAUCAGUGGAAAAUGUGAUAAGAUUUUUUAAUCGACUAGUUGAAUAUAACGGUACUACACGAUCAUACGACCCCUUAAAACAUUUGAGGUUCGUCGUAGGCAAAACCAUUCUACGCUCGUUGAAGAUGGAAAUAUUUUCAGAUAAGAACAUAUAUCCUCUAAUGUCGAGCUACUUAAAAGCCCAAACCGAUGAGCAUGGUGGAAAUGGAACACCAAAAGAAUUGCAGGGUAUAUCUGACUUACUUUCACAACCUGGUUGGUCCAGGGAUGGAAUGUGCGAAAUAGAAUUUUGGAUGGACGAUUUAAUUAGUACAUGGAUCAAUGAUUUAAUUAGUAAAGCAAUGAAUGAACAGAAGAACAUUGUAUUUAACGUGAUAAAUGGCAAGUACAAAGAAUAUUUUGAAGCCAAAAAUAUAAUACAAGAGACUAUAGAUGAAGAUCCAACUGUUGAAAAUGCCUCUGAAAGGAAUUCGAAUGAAAUAAAUAACGAAAUAAAGGAUGACAAGAAUGACGACUGGAACAAUGCUUGGGAUGAACAGGAUGAUGAUAAACAGCAAACAGAAAAAGCUACGGUAGUUAAUAAAAACAAGGAAGAAGAAGAAGAAGAAGAGGAUGGAUGGGAUGACUGGGGAGAUGAAGAAGAAGAUAAUUGGAUCAAUGAUACGAAGAAGGCGAGUAAUGCUGCAACAGCAAUUGGAAAAGUAUCAGAGUCUCAGAAGCCACUACAGGAACAGCUAGUGAAAUCAGAAUCCCGGGUGUUAUUAUAUAAAAGGACGAUUAUAGCUGAUAAAGUGUUGGAAGUGAUUGCAAACUAUUAUAAACAAUAUGCCGAUUUAGAGAAUGCAACCAAGGACAAAGGUCAACUAGAAGAUGCGUAUUCACAGUUCAGGAAUGGACUCAAAAAAUUGAUCACCUGCUAUUACAUGUUAGUGAGCGCCAACAUGCAACAUUGCUAUCCACGCCCUAUUUUAUUUUAUAACGAUUUGAAUUUUAUUAUUCAAGGGGUUAGUGUACAGUACAAGAUUGACUUGAGCACAUGUUUUGAUAUGAGCUAUCGAAUUGUGGAUGAAUUAAAUAUCGAGAAUACACAAAAAGCAUCAGAUAUUGUGGAUAAAUAUGCUUCAGAUUUAUUUGAAGGUGAAGCCACAGACGACGAAGAAAGAAGGCUGAAAAUGGAUGAAUUUGAGACAGAUCUCAAACAAACGCUAGGGGAAAUUCAAUCCAAACUUGACAUUACUAAGUCAGAUAAUUCAAAACUUGUGAACAGCAUCUAUUUGAAUAUCAUCAACACGUUAUUUGACAAGAUCAGCAACAAACUACUUUCCCGGGAUGAGAUUGGAUCAGAUGAAUGUGACUCACUUGGUGAGAUGAUAAACGACGUAAUAAAUAUGGCAAGCCUGCUACUAUCAGAUGGAUUUAUUGAUGUAAGAAAAGUACAGAGCUACCACAAACUUAAGCAAGUGAAACUGAUAAUAGUUUCAAACUUAAAGACAAUUCUUCAGGACUUUUAUGAUGCCAAGUUUUUCGAAUUAGAAACAGGAGAACUUAUCAAAAUUAUUAAAGCACUAUUCGUGGACAGCUCUAAAAGAAGGGAUGUGAUUGACAAAAUACACGCAGUUAGGGAUGUCACGGAUGUUGACGGUUAA
This is a messenger RNA of Brettanomyces bruxellensis, 2400 nucleotides long. RefSeq lists its product as uncharacterized. The record is from RefSeq and is a predicted model, not a curated record. The transcript has a single exon. NCBI's taxonomy places the organism in Eukaryota, Fungi, Ascomycota, Pichiomycetes, Pichiales, Pichiaceae. The coding region runs from base 1 to 2400 and encodes 799 amino acids.